AUGGUUGACAAAGAAAAUAAGGUAGUCUCUGUCGAGCUGAGUGAAAAAGAAGGCUUGGAGAACAAUGGGUUUGUUCAAAAUGAGGAGCUGGAUGAAAAGCUGACCGAUGCCAUUAGCCAAGCCCAAGACGGGUUGCCAAAGCCGUGUACUCUUAGCAUAGAGUCAGGAACUGCAGAAGAGUUAACUGUGCACCCUUAUGCAGGAAUGCCCAAAGAAGUCCUCCUUCAGUUCUCAUCUCAGGCACGCUACAGAAUUACCAGAGAGAUACUUUUUUGGUUGAUUGUUGCAUCCUCACUGGUGCUUGUAGCAGCUACGGCUGCGAUCAUCGCCAUGUCGCCCAAAUGCCUUGGCUGGUGGCAAGUCAGCCCUAUUUACCAGAUUUACCCUCGGUCGUUUAAGGACACCAACAGUGAUGGGAAUGGCGAUCUCAAAGGUAUCCUGGAAAAAUUGGAUCAUGUCCAAUAUCUAAAUGUGAAAACAAUCUGGAUCACAUCUUUUUACAAGUCUGCCUUAAAAGACUUUGGAUAUGGAAUAGAAGAUUUUCAAGACAUAGACCCGAUGUUUGGAACGAUGAAGGAUUUUGAAAAUCUGGUUGCAGCAAUCCAUGAUAAAGGUUUAAAAGUGAUAAUGGAUCUAAUACCUAACCACACAAGUGACAAGCACAAGUGGUUUCAGCUUAGUCGCAAUCGGACUGGAAAAUACACAGAUUAUUACAUCUGGCACGACUGUGUGUAUGCCAGCAGCAGCACUACACCGCCAAAUAACUGGGUGAGCAUAUUGGGAAAUUCCAGUUGGCAGUAUGAUGAUGUGAGAAACCAGUGUUAUUUUCAUCAAUUUGGAAAAGAGCAGCCAGAUUUAAAUUUUCGUAACCCAAAUGUUGAAGAAGAAAUUCAUGAUAUUAUCAGAUUUUGGCUUGGCAAAGGCAUUGAUGGAUUUAGCAUUAGUACCGUUAAAUUCCUUCUAGAAGCAACACAUCUGAGAGAUGAGCCUCAAGUGAAUAAAUCCCAAAAUCCGGAUAGCAUCACAGCCUAUUCUGAACUGUAUCACGACUAUACCACCACCCAGGUUGGCAUGCACGAUAUAGUGCGCAGUUUUCGGCACACCAUGGAUAAGUUUAGCAGCGAGCCUGGUAGAUACAGAUUUAUGGGCACAGAGGCAAAUGACCACGACAACAUUGAGAGAACCAUGAUGUAUUAUGGGACAUCUUUUAUUCAAGAAGCAGAUUUCCCCUUUAACCUAUACCUCAUGAACAUGAAAGAAAUCUCAGGAAAUGGUAUUUUUGAAGUUGUGGCUUUGUGGAUGAAGAAUAUGCCGCAAGGGAAAUGGCCAAACUGGGCGGUCGGAGACCCCAACAGUGCUCGAAUUUCCUCUCGGAUUGGGAAGGAAUACAUAAAUGUUAUCAACAUGCUUCUUUUAACGCUUCCGGGAACAACUACCACAUAUUAUGGCGAAGAAAUAGGGAUGGAAGAUUCCACAUCAGAAACAGCAACUUUUCCAGAAAAGUCACCCAUGCAAUGGGAUGAUAGUCUUCAUGCUGGCUUUAGUGAGGGUAACUCAACCUGGAUAUCUGUAAAUCCUGAGUAUCCAAAUAUAAAUGUGAAAGUUCAACAGGGGCAACCAAAUUCUACACUGAACUUGUAUCGAGAUCUCAGUUCUCUUCAUACCAAUGAGCUUCCUAUUCUUAGGGGAUGGAUGUGUUAUGUUUGGAAUGACAGCAACGUCUUUGUGUAUGUCAGAGAACUGGAUGGGUUAGAUCAAGUGUUCAUGAUGGUCCUAAAUUUUGGACUGGCCACCACAACAGAUCUGCAGGCUUCAGUUCCUGAUCUUCCCUCAGACGCUACUGUAAGGCUAAGCACCAACUUUGGCAACAGUGGUAAAGUUGUAAAUACCAAAACUAUCAAAACUGAAAAGGGUGAAGGACUCAUACUGGAAUACAGGACAAGCACACCAGUCCACAAGAUGGAAACUUUCAAAGAGAAGUGUUUUGUUGCAGAAAAGGCAUGCUAUUCUAAUGCCUUCAAUUUACUCUAUAUGUAUUGCUAAGUGGUAAUGAUUGUUUAUUCCAAAUCCAUGAGUUGUAAUUUCUUUACAAAAGGGGAGAGGUGAGCUUG
Molecule: messenger RNA, 2111 nt
Organism: Rhineura floridana
Lineage: Eukaryota; Metazoa; Chordata; Lepidosauria; Squamata; Rhineuridae
Gene: SLC3A1
Product: solute carrier family 3 member 1
Exons: 10
Coding region: 1-2043 (680 amino acids)
Biological process (GO): carbohydrate metabolic process; amino acid transport
Source: RefSeq, a predicted model, not a curated record